UUAAAAUAAUUUCUUCCUCCUCCUCCAUGAAUAAAAACAAUCUCACAUUCUUUCCUCUUUCGGUAUCUGGCCAAUGCGUUUCAAUGCGUUUCAGAAAUACACGCAAACGCUUUUAAUAUUGAAAUGAACCUUUUUUUUAAUGGUGAUGAUUGAAUAGUUACUGCAGUCUGCCAUUUCUGGUUGCCAAAUUUAUUGAGAGUUACCAGUGGGCCUCCAAAUUUAUUCAACGUGUAAACACCUGUUGUUGAACCACAUCUCUUAGGAGCAUCAAUAUUUUAAAUAGUAUAUUAUAUUUUGGCAGUGAUCAGAAUUGGGGAUGGAUAUAGUAAGGAGAGCCAGUCAUGCAGGAACAUGGUAUACAGCCAAUGCAAACAAGCUAGGAGAGGAGCUGGACACAUGGUUAAGAACUUGUGGCCAGUUUAGAUCACCUGAUGUACGAGGAGUAGUUGCUCCGCAUGCUGGAUACAGAUACUCAGGUCGCUGUGCAGCAUUUGCUUUUACACAUAUUGAUCCACAACAAACGUCUCGUGUGUUUCUUCUUGGCCCCUCACAUCGUUACCGCACUCAGAAAUGUGCCCUUUCAAGUGCCACAAUAUACAAGACACCCCUUGGUGAUUUGCACAUUGAUUUGGAAGUUUAUAAAGAGCUGGAAGCAACUGGUGAAUUCCAAGUCAUGGACAUGCAAGUAGAUGAAGCAGAACAUAGCAUGGAGAUGCAUUUACCAUACCUUGCAAAAGUGUUUCAUGGACACCCAGUAAAGAUCAUUCCCAUUCUUGUUGGUUCUAUCAGUUCAGAGAGUGAAGCCAUCUAUGGACGCUUGCUUGCAAAGUAUGCCGAUGAUCCAACAAAUUUCUUUUCCAUCUCAUCAGACUUCUGUCAUUGGGGACAACGAUUCAAGUUUUUGUACCAUGACGAGAAGGAAGGUGCUAUUUAUAAAUCUAUCGAGGCCCUCGACAGGAAAGGAAUGGAUCUUAUAGCAUCAGGAGAUCCCAUUGCCUUUAAAGACUACUUGUCUCAGUAUGGAAAUACUAUUUGCGGUCGGCAUGCCAUCAGUGUGUUUCUCCAUGUGUUGCAGAACUGUUCAACAAAGAUGAAAGUUAAAUUUGUCCAAUAUGAGCAAUCAAGACAAUGCAAAACAAUGCAUGAUAGCAGUGUAAGUUACGCUUCUGCAGUGGCCAGAGUAGAGACCUAAGGUGGAACUGGAUUUCACCCACCAGUACCAUGUUAUUUUUACCCAUAAAUGUCGUACUUAUUAUCAACCCGCCGAAUAAAGUUCUUCAACAUUGUGAAUUUAUAUGAUAUCAUUUUGUUGCCA
Molecule: messenger RNA, 1315 nt
Organism: Cryptomeria japonica (Japanese cedar)
Lineage: Eukaryota; Viridiplantae; Streptophyta; Pinopsida; Cupressales; Cupressaceae
Exons: 8
Coding region: 317-1192 (291 amino acids)
Source: RefSeq, a predicted model, not a curated record